AUGGCUUCCGCACCGACCAAGCACCUGCUUCAUUUAGAAAUCAAGUUCCAGACGGCUUUUGACACCCUGUGUGCAGCAUUCUGGACCCAGAUCGAGUCCCGCCAGAAGCAUCCCACACUCACUUUAGCCGGGACCACGGAGGCCUCCGGCUUCGUACCAACAUCCUGUUCCUCUUCUAGGCUGAGAGCCAAGAUGAGCAAGUAUCCCACGCAGCCUGCACCUGUGGAAAGCCUACUCGCGGAACUCACACAUGGAGGCACCCUUCCAGACAGGGAUCUUGCUGACCUCACCUAA
Messenger RNA from Pelobates cultripes (western spadefoot toad), 294 nucleotides. The record is from the annotation of a GenBank genome assembly. Lineage: Eukaryota; Metazoa; Chordata; Amphibia; Anura; Pelobatidae.